AUGGCUGAUCCUCUCACCACCAACCUUCAACCAAAUGAUGGCUCAAUUCGUUGCCAAAUUGGAAGCACCUUCCUGAUCCUUUCAGCUGGCACGUUCAAGAUGGGAGAUUCAUUACUAGUCGGCACAGAGGGCUCAGAAACACCUUCCACGAUUCUGAUUUACGCCGAUACAAUUGAGAUGACAGCCGAAAUUUGUAAUGCAAAUGGCUGUAAUGUCGGCAUCUUCUGCCGUUCGUUCAACUUUGAGCCAUUUCCGCAAGGUGUUAUCAGGACUAUUGGACGCGAUGGUGCACCAGUCACGGCGCCAAAUGCGCCUUUGACGGCGGAGAACAACGGUCAAAACGCGGGCAGUAUUAAUGCUUACAUCGAAGAAUAUGACGCCACAAAAUUCAUGACCACAGACUCCGGACAGACUGGUCUUUUCCUCGUAGCCUUUGGUGGGCAAGGGGGUAAUGCAGCUGACUAUGGCCCUGGUGGCAGUUCCGUCGGCGGAAAUGGGGGCAAUGGGGGCCAAGUCCAGUUCCUCUAUGUUUCGACUGAAAGCGCUUUACUGGGGAAGUUGAGCAUGGUAUACAAAGAUGCAUCGACCCCAUUCCGUACUCGAGCACAGCAACUGGCGAAAAUGGUACCCAAGAACUUGGAGCCCAAGGGCAAGACUAGCACAGUUGCAACGGAAGCGACAAAGUUCGAGAGCAAUUGCCGGUUGCUGGAUAAUCUCAUAUCCAGUCUGGGCUAUAUUGAGCGCAUAUUUCACAGGGAAAUGCCCAAAGAGACAAAAUCUCUCUUAGAGUCAGUUAUCGCAGCAUCGAAGAAGACUCUUACACACCCGGAGGAACCCAGAUUUGACUUGGCAACCUACUCGGCCUCCUUGAGCGCCUUGCAAAGUGCAGCCAAAAAUGUUUCCAGAAGCAAAGUGCAAGAUGUUUCAUUUGGUGACCUCAAGAACGCUCUCUUAUCCUUCAAGACCGCCCUCAGCCAAAUUGGUUCGGAUGGUGCCAAAACACAACCAGCAUCACCGUUCGCGCUGGCCAUCGAGGCCCUAGAGACUUUACUGAAAAGUAAUGUGAGCAGUCUCAUUGAACAAUUCAAUGUUUGGUAUUCCAGUGAUGGAGGCGAUGGAGGAAAUUCGGGUGCCUCCGGACAAGGUGGUAAUGGCACUAUGCCUGUCAUUCAAGCCAUUAGCCCAGACGCCCCAGAUCUCUCAAGCCCUGUGGCAUAUGUCCACCCAGACCAGUGCCAGAUGCUGCUCGACAUGGCAAAUCGCAAAUAUCUUGCCGCGAGUUGCCGGACAGCAAGCAAAAACCCCGGUCGGUUUGACGAGGCUCGCCAGCUAUACGAAAGGAUAUUCGAUCGCCUCUCUUUUGUACCUCUCUUACAGGAUGAUCUCGACAGCCAAGACCCUCAACCUUUGACCAAAGCCUAUGCACAAAUGCAGGCUGCCCAUCUCUGCUUAGACCCCAUUUCAGACCUGGCUCAGAUACGUUUACAAGCAGGUUUGUAUCUUUGUGCUAUCUCCCAUGGAAAGGACAUGUUUGGUCAUGGCGGAGACAAAGAUGAGGGUGCUCGUUGGGUUCCACGGUUGACAUAUACCCAGUACUCAUCAGCAAUUGUCUCCUCAAUCCCGAAAUUGAAUGAACUCGCCACCAGUAUCGCUGCCCAGGAGGGUCAGCAACAGGACAUUGAAUACAACAAGAAGCUAGCAAUCACCAGCGUCCAAGCUCAGAUCAACAUUCUACAACAGCAGAUCCAACUUGCCACCAGUCCUACUGGGCCGUUGAAGUCAGCAGGAUCCCAAAUCCAACAGUACACUCCACCACUAAAGGCAAUGAGGCUUAGUAUCCAAAAUCAGGUGACUACCCUUACGGAUGAAAUUAAUAGCUCUUGGAACUUCAAUCCAACUGAUAUAAUCAACGGAAUUACGCAACUCCUAUCGAAUCCAGAUCCUUUUGCGAUAGGUAUGGGAAUUUUCUCGGGCCUUUAUAACUCGUUCACCAGCGUUCAAGCCGACGAUGGUGGUGAUGUCAACAAGCUGUACGUCGUGAAGCAAUUUGCCUCUGCUGGCGAUGACCUUGGAAAGUUGAACGAAGCUGUGAAUAUGACAGCCAGCGGGACACUCUCAGUCGACGAUCCUGGCGCGGCCAAGCUUCUUGCUGAUGAGAAGACACUCAACGACUUGAUUGACAAAUUCGCGAGUGCCCUUGACCCUAACAAGGUGAAGGACAUUCACAGCACUCUUCAUCAGUUCGCGUCUCUUGCUAAACGUCGCAACGCUGCUGUGCUCAAGUAUAACACAACAGCGAUAAUGCUCGUCAAGGCGCUGCAGAGUCUGAAGUACUUGACCCACAAGAUUGGCGUUCUCUCCAGCCAGAAUAUUAUGUCAGAUACUCACCGCGGGUCACUUCUUUUGCUCCAGUUCAAAACGUUCAAUGACAUGUGUGCGACAGCGUAUGAGCUUAUGUAUGAGGCUGCGGGCAGUAUGCAGUUUUGGAAGCUUGACUCAAAUGCUCAAGUUGACCCGCCGUUGCCAAGUGGUGGCUUUGACAGCGGCAAUACUGUCGAGCGGAUUCAAUCUUACGUCGAAGGACUAAGCAACAGCUUCAGCUCUUGGCUAUCUUAUUAUUCUGAGAACCCAGGUCUAAUCUUCCCUAACCCAAGUAGCCCUCCGGGCCAGACAGCCGGUGGUAUAACAUGGUUCCUCAGUCAAGACCAGGUCUCUGAGCUCCAGAAUCACAAGGUCCAAGAUCUCUCAAGCAGCACAGAUGAGCAGGAAUAUCAAGUCAUGUUCGCUCUGCCCGCACCAACACCUCUGUCAACUGAUGCAUCUGACAGUUCCGACUACAACCCAUUCACAGGAUAUGCCAACGUUCGACUUGACCAAGUCCUGGUGUGGCUUUUCGGCGCAACCGUCAAGCCCGAUCAAGACACCCAACAGUGUCGGCUGUCUUUGGAAAUCUCCCACCUCGGCGACGAUUCGAUUGUGAAGGAUGAUGGAAGAACAACGCUGAAGUUCAUGCAUAGCGCGACGCACCUCAAAUUUGUCUAUGACCCUACGAAUGUGACUUCAUGGGCGGCUGCACAGAAGACAAGCCCAAUUGUUGUGCAGAAUCUGGAUAGUGGCGGUGAAGGUGCUGGUCGUGAUAGUGCAAGAACGGAGCGACAGCUAUCUGUUGCACCGAUUGGACCAUUUGCUACAUGGAUGUUGACAGUAAGGGAAAGAGAGAAUAAUGGACUGGACUUGAGUAAACUGACUGGCGUUUGUCUCGAGUUCUGGGGCUCUGCACACACAGUCGAUGUAUCUUAG
Fusarium odoratissimum NRRL 54006 is the source of this 3300-nucleotide messenger RNA. RefSeq lists its product as uncharacterized. The transcript has a single exon. Lineage: Eukaryota; Fungi; Ascomycota; Sordariomycetes; Hypocreales; Nectriaceae. The record is from RefSeq and is a predicted model, not a curated record. Bases 1 to 3300 code for a protein of 1099 amino acids.